Molecule: messenger RNA, 843 nt
Organism: Galendromus occidentalis (western predatory mite)
Lineage: Eukaryota; Metazoa; Arthropoda; Arachnida; Mesostigmata; Phytoseiidae
Exons: 3
Coding region: 25-711 (228 amino acids)
Source: RefSeq, a predicted model, not a curated record
AUCAAGUGUCGUCUCAACUUCACCAUGCUACAGCUUUUAUCACUAAUUGCCGUCGGUUGGGCAGCUCAAGCCUCCGCAGCAUCGAUCACGUGCGAUGUCAACGCUUUUGAUAAAGCAUCAGGAGACAUUCUUCUCUAUGGCAACGGGCCGCGAGCGGCCAAUGAUCGCGCACAGCUCGAAGCCAAAUGUUUGAGUGAAAAGAAAUCGCUGAAGUUCGCUGAGAACUACGCCGAUCAGUGCGUCAACGGACUUGGCAAAGGCAUGUUGAAAAUCUUCAUCGAAGGCGCCGGAAACGAGAUUAACAAGCACUGUUCGAAUGGACCGAUGAAGGACAAAUACGUACGAAUUGCGCCUUGCAUAAACGAGAAAGCUGGGGGCGAUCUCUACAAAUGCAACAGGCUGCUCGCCGCUCUCCUCGAGGGUACGCUCACCCACCCGAAGAAGAAACGAGUCCCCCUCAGCUGUUGCUCUAUGAACGAAUAUGUCACCUGCGUGACCAAGCACGCCUCGAAAUGUGGCAAGGAAACCGCGGAUUUCGCCCGCGAGAUCAUAAACACCGUAGCUGGAGAUCUCCUGGAUACUGUUUGUACCAAGUACAAACCCAACUCCAAAGAAUGCAGGGCUCUUCCUAAAGUCAAUCCCGCGUCCGCUCCGAAAUACAAGAGCUUGCUGCCGCCGCUCGCCGAAGUCUUGGAUUCAUUGGGGUCCUGAUCACUCGACUAAAUUAAUUUAGAAUGAUCUUAACAUGGGACCAUAUGUAAAAAUCAUGUCGAAGUCGAAGACGGAACAUGGUCUGUAAACAAACAUGAAAACAUAAUGGGAAUAAAUAGUAUUUAAUUAUUA